AUGGAUUCAGAAGGUACUUCUUCAAAGUAUUCACAAGAGUCUCCUUCAAAGCACAUUUCUCAACUCGAGUUAGUGAAUCGAGUAUCGGUGAAAUUUCCACCAUUUUGGGAGAACAGCCCGGAUCUCUGGUUUUCACAAAUUGAAGCACAGUUUGACAUCGCAACAAUAACCAAUGAGAACACAAGAUUCUCAUAUGUAAUCGCAAACCUCGAGGAGAAACAGGCUCGAGAAGUAGAAGAUGUCAUUAAACAACCACCGACAGAAAACCCCUACUCCUACUUGAAGAAAGUACUUAUAAGCAGACUAUGUGCUGCGGAAGAAACCAGAAUCAAACAAAUCCUCUCUGAAGAAGAGUUAGGAGAUCGCCGUCCAUCGCAGUUUCUUCGACAUUUACGUUCCCUUGCUGGCCACACGACAAUCGGUGAAAGCAUGUUCAGAUCACUAUGGAUGCAACGGCUUCCUGCGUACAUACGCGCCAUACUACAAACACAAAGCGACCUGCCUCUAGAUAAACUAGCAGCUACCGCAGAUAAAAUUUCAGAGGUACAGCCGUUAAUCCACCACGUAGAUUCAACCAAACAAGUGCACUAUAAUAAACCUUCCGAGCAACGCCAGAGUGAUCAACUGGAAGAAUUAACCAAGCAAGUGCGCGACUUACAGAAACAAAUUCGAUAUUUAAAUCAAAAAGGAAGAUCAAGAUCAAAAAGUAGAGAACGGGCGGAAUACACAAAAUGUUGGUACCAUAAUCAAUUCGGCAGAAAAGCAAGAAAAUGUCAGGCACCUUGCUCCUGGAAUACGUACCGUAAAACAUCUAAUACAAAAAACGAGGAAAAAGAUCAGUAA
Ctenocephalides felis (cat flea) is the source of this 843-nucleotide messenger RNA. RefSeq lists its product as uncharacterized. NCBI's taxonomy places the organism in Eukaryota, Metazoa, Arthropoda, Insecta, Siphonaptera, Pulicidae. The record is from RefSeq and is a predicted model, not a curated record. The coding region runs from base 1 to 843 and encodes 280 amino acids. The transcript has a single exon.